Molecule: messenger RNA, 981 nt
Organism: Trichoderma harzianum CBS 226.95
Lineage: Eukaryota; Fungi; Ascomycota; Sordariomycetes; Hypocreales; Hypocreaceae
Exons: 7
Coding region: 1-981 (326 amino acids)
Biological process (GO): RNA methylation
Cellular component (GO): mitochondrion
Molecular function (GO): rRNA (uridine-2'-O-ribose)-methyltransferase activity
Source: RefSeq, a predicted model, not a curated record
AUGUUGCGUCCAUAUCAGGCUGUUCCACGGAGUCUCCGAUUAAUCCUACGCCCCUGGGUUCUUACAUCGCACGCCGCUCCUCUGAGUUCUGCUCUCUGGCUGAAAGGAGCAAGGCCGUCGUCCUCUGGGACUCAAUGGAAACAACGUCAAGGUCGCGAUGCAUAUGUUCGCCAUGCUAAAGUGCAAGGACUCAAGAGCAGAGCAGCUUUCAAGCUGUUGGAGAUCGACGCCAAGUACAAGCUCUUCAAGAAAGGUCAAACUGUAGUUGAUCUAGGAUAUGCACCCGGCAGUUGGUCACAAGUUGCCGUUGAUCGCACUCGACCUCAUGGCCGUGUUAUCGGCAUCGAUCUUAUACCCGCUCAGCCUCCUCAAGGCGUUGCAGCGUUCCAAGGAGACUUUCUGUCUCCCAUAGUUCAAAAACUUGUCAAGGAGUUCAUUGCCCAAAGCCACAGCGACAGACCUCCUAAAGCCGGGAGGGAAGAUGUUGAUAAAGAUGGCGAUACGCUGCCAGAAAAUACCAUCCUCGACCAGCCGAGCUACAUUGACCGAGAGAGGCACUCGGCAGAGAGCACAGGCUCUCCAUCUAGUAGCACAUCAGCAGAGUCGACCUCGAGAAAUCUUGUGGAUGUCGUGUUAAGUGAUAUGUCAGCACCAUGGGAACAAGCAUCUGGAUAUAUUUCAAGGAGUUUAAGUAACCCUUAUAACAGGCUGAUGAACACGAGCGGCAUUGCAUCUCGAGAUCAUGCGGGCAGUAUGAACCUUUGCGAGGCUGCACUUCAUUUUGCCAGCGACACACUCAAGCCCGGCGGCCACCUUGUAUGCAAAUUCUACACAGGAGCAAUGGAUAAAUCAUUGGAACAGCAACUCAAAGUGCUCUUCUCAGAAGUGUAUAGAGAGAAACCAGAAUCAUCUAGAGCAGAAAGCAAAGAGGCGUAUUUUGUUGCGCUUUAUAGAAAGGGCAAGGCUACCAUUGAUCACUAG